This is a messenger RNA of Oldenlandia corymbosa var. corymbosa, 474 nucleotides long. The record is from the annotation of a GenBank genome assembly. Lineage: Eukaryota; Viridiplantae; Streptophyta; Magnoliopsida; Gentianales; Rubiaceae.
AUGGCGGAGACAGGGGAUGAGAACGGCGGAGCUAACGGAGGAGAGUUUUACUUGAGGUACUACGUCGGUCACAAGGGGAAAUUCGGCCACGAGUUCUUGGAGUUUGAGUUCAGACCCGACGGCAAGCUUCGAUAUGCCAACAACUCGAAUUACAAGAACGACACCAUGAUUCGCAAGGAAGUCUUCGUCACCCCCGCGGUCCUUAAAGAAUGCCGCCGCAUCGUCGCUGACAGUGAGAUAAUGAAGGAAGAUGAUAAUAACUGGCCAGAACCUGACCGUGUGGGAAGGCAAGAGCUGGAGAUAGUGAUGGGAAAUGAGCACAUAUCUUUUACAACUUCGAAGAUUGGGUCGCUCAUGGAUGUGCAGACCAGUAAAGAUCCUGAAGGCCUUCGUAUUUUCUAUUAUCUUGUGCAGGAUCUGAAGUGCUUUGUCUUCUCUCUGAUCUCUCUUCACUUCAAGAUUAAACCCAUUUAA